Tupaia belangeri chinensis (Chinese tree shrew) is the source of this 284-nucleotide messenger RNA. RefSeq names its product cytochrome c oxidase subunit 6C-like. The coding region runs from base 1 to 228 and encodes 75 amino acids. The record is from RefSeq and is a predicted model, not a curated record. The transcript has a single exon. Lineage: Eukaryota; Metazoa; Chordata; Mammalia; Scandentia; Tupaiidae.
AUGGCUUCCAGUGCUUUGGCAAAACCUCAGAUGCGUGGCUUUCUAGCCAAGCAUCUGCGAUUUCUUAUUGUUGGAGCAUUCAUUGUAUCCCUGAGUGUUGCAACUUUCUAUAAGUUUGCUGUGGCUGAACCAAGAAAGAAAGCAUAUGCAGAUUUCUACAGAAAUUAUGAUUCCAUGAAAGAUUUUGAAGAGAUGAGGAAGGCUGGUAUCUUUCAGAGUACAAAGUGAUUUUGGAAUGUAAAGAAUGUCACUGGAUUGGUGCCAUGUUCCUGAAAUAUGAAUAC